AUGGCAUUAGAAAUAGAUAUAGAUAAUGUAAUAUCAAAGCUAAUAGAAGUUAGAGGAACAAGACCAGGAAAAAAUGUUAACUUAACUGAAAAUGAAAUAAAGAUAUUAUGCUUAUCUAGUAGAGAAAUUUUUUUAAAUCAACCAAUAUUGCUUGAAUUAGAAGCACCAAUAAAAAUAUGUGGAGACAUUCAUGGUCAAUUUUAUGAUUUAUUAAGAUUAUUUGAAUAUGGUGGUUUUCCUCCGGAUGCUAAUUACUUAUUUUUAGGAGAUUAUGUUGAUAGGGGGAAACAGAGUUUAGAAACUAUUUGUUUACUUUUAGCUUAUAAAAUAAAAUAUCCGGAAAAUUUUUUUUUAUUAAGAGGAAAUCAUGAAUGUGCAUCAAUUAAUAGAAUAUAUGGUUUUUAUGAUGAAUGUAAAAGAAGAUAUAGCGUGAAAUUAUGGAAAACGUUUAUUGAUUGCUUUAAUUGCUUACCUGUUGCAGCAAUUAUUGACGAAAAAAUUUUUUGUAUGCAUGGGGGAUUAUCUCCAGAAUUAAAUAAUAUGGAACAGAUAAGAAAAAUAACUAGGCCAACAGAUGUACCAGAUAAUGGUUUAUUAUGUGAUUUAUUAUGGUCUGAUCCAGAAAAAGAAAUUAAUGGUUGGGGAGAAAAUGACAGAGGAGUUUCAUUUACUUUUGGUCAAGACGUUGUUCAUAAUUUUUUAAGAAAACACGAAUUAGAUUUAAUAUGCAGAGCACAUCAGGUAGUAGAAGAUGGUUAUGAAUUUUUUGCAAAAAGACAAUUGGUUACUUUAUUUUCUGCUCCUAAUUAUUGCGGUGAAUUUGAUAAUGCAGGUGCUAUGAUGAGUGUAGAUGAAACGUUAAUGUGUUCAUUUCAAAUUUUAAAGCCAGUUGAAAAAAAAAAAACAACUAACUAA
This is a messenger RNA of Plasmodium gallinaceum, 915 nucleotides long. Its product is annotated as serine/threonine protein phosphatase PP1, putative. Gene Ontology annotation, molecular function: protein serine/threonine phosphatase activity. Gene Ontology annotation, cellular component: nucleus; cytoplasm. NCBI's taxonomy places the organism in Eukaryota, Apicomplexa, Aconoidasida, Haemosporida, Plasmodiidae. Bases 1 to 915 code for a protein of 304 amino acids. The record is from RefSeq and is a predicted model, not a curated record. The transcript has 5 exons.